GAGGGUUUCGGCUACUGCUAAAACCCUAUUCUUCUUCUACUUUCUUACCGCAAAUGUCUUCAACGACAGAAGCCCGGGCCGCCGCCACACCCUCGAGGGUGAGUCAGUCCACCAUAGAGGCGGCCGUAACCGCCCUAUUGAAACACAAAUCCGCUCAAUCCGCAAACGAGAAGCUCCAGUUACUACCACAAGAUGAUUAUUUCUACCUAAAUCUCACCCUCAGAAAAAUCCCAUCAAACCCUCGCACUAAUCCCUACCGAAUCCCGCUUCCCCACCCGAUUCUCGACGCCGCCGCCUCGGAGGUAUGCUUAAUCGUCGACGACCGUCCCGGGACGACCACGCCGCCGUCGGAUCAGAUCAAGAAAUUGAUCAAAUCGCAGAGCAUUCCGAUUUCGAAAGUGAUAAAGCUGUCGAAGCUGAAGGCGAACUACAAGCCCUUCGAGGCGAGGAGGAAGCUUUGCAAUAGUUAUGAUAUGUUCUUGGUUGAUAAGAGGGUUGUUCAUUUGUUGCCUAAGUUGAUUGGGAAGGAGUUUUUCAGGAAAAAGAAGCUGCCUUUGGGGGUGGAUUUGGGGAAGAAGAAUUUGAAGGUUCAGGUGGAGAGGGUUUUAGGGAGUGCGUUGUUGUUUAUUGGGAAGGGGACGUGUUCGGUGCUUAAGGUUGGGAAGAUGGAGAUGGAGAAGGGUGGGAUUGUGGAGAAUGUGGUGGAGGCAAUCAAGGGAGUGAUUGAGAGGGUGCCGAAGAAGUGGGAUGGUGUGAGGAGCUUGCACUUGAAGUUGUCUGAUUCGGUGGCGUUGCCGGUUUAUCAGGCGUUGCCGGAUGUGAGGCUGAAGAUUGAGGGGUUGAAGGAUGUGGAAGAGGGAGGUGAGGUGAGUGAGGUGGUUAGUGAUGGUGAGGGUGGGAAGAAGAAGCAGAAGCAGAAGCGGAAGGGGAGGAUUCAUGAGGUUAGAUAUAUGGAUGUUGGAGAGGAUGUGAAGAGUGAUAGUGAUGUUGAUAUGAAUGAGAGCGAGGCAGGGGAGAAGGGGACUGGAGAAUCGGGUAGUGAUGAUGAGGAUGAGAAGGUGAAGGAUGCGGAGUUGAGGGCUGAUGAAGGUGUGGGGAUGAGAAGGCGCAAGAAGCAAGGCGUCUUAAAGGAUUUGAAUGAGACCAAGGUGGGAAAGAAGGGGGUUGAAGUUGAAGAAGCGAGCAGCGAUGAUGAGGAUAAGAAGGUGAAGGAUGUGGAGAUGAGGACUGAUGAGGGUGUGGGGAAGAGGAGGCGCAAGAAGGAAGGUGUCGCGGGGGAUUCGAGUGGGAAGAAGCGGGUGAAGAAAAGUGAGGGGGUGAAACCAAAGAAGUCGGGUGCAGCUGCUGAAUCGGAGGGGAAGAAGAAGAGCGAGGUUGGGAGAAAGUCGAAUAGCAAGGUGAAGGAUGUGAAGAAGAAGAAAAGGGUGUCAGGGAAAUGAUCAAAUUCAGCUAGAGGUUUCUACCUUAUUAAGUUAAGGUAUGAGGAAUGAGGAUUGUGUUGAUUGAAUUUCCAAAAAGUUUUGGUUAAAAUAGUGGUACUAUAAUCUUUGAUCGUUUGAAGAUGUUAAUCGUUUUUUUAAAUUUAGAAUUGUUGUUGUCUUUUCUUGGAAUUUUGCUUGCAUUUGUGCAUCAGCAGAUGCUUAUGAACAUGCUUGCACCGUUUUCUUGAUUCCGAA
Salvia hispanica is the source of this 1676-nucleotide messenger RNA. RefSeq lists its product as uncharacterized. NCBI's taxonomy places the organism in Eukaryota, Viridiplantae, Streptophyta, Magnoliopsida, Lamiales, Lamiaceae. Gene Ontology annotation, molecular function: RNA binding. The record is from RefSeq and is a predicted model, not a curated record.